Messenger RNA from Daphnia pulex (common water flea), 1651 nucleotides. RefSeq names its product F-box-like/WD repeat-containing protein TBL1XR1. Gene Ontology annotation, cellular component: histone deacetylase complex. The coding region runs from base 211 to 1542 and encodes 443 amino acids. Gene Ontology annotation, biological process: regulation of transcription by RNA polymerase II. Lineage: Eukaryota; Metazoa; Arthropoda; Branchiopoda; Diplostraca; Daphniidae. The record is from RefSeq and is a predicted model, not a curated record. Gene Ontology annotation, molecular function: protein binding; transcription corepressor activity. The transcript has 8 exons.
AGUUGAAACAAUCAAGGCAACAAGAAAGGUUGUCGCUCUUGUGCUCUCAAGUAUUGUUGAUGCUCUAUCGCGCCAUCGGUGAAUUAUUUUAAGAUUCGAAAUACUAAAGAUAUUCCCUCAUCUAACGACUCCAUUCGAGACUACGACUUUACCAGUUUCGUUUCUUGACAACGUGCUUUUAAAUUUCUGUUCGUCACCAAGGAGAGAGAAAUGGCAGAGACUGUGAAUUCACCAAAGUGCGGUUUGUUCAAAGAUGUUAAGUUCACAAUUACAAACAAACUGGAUGUGAGAAGUGCCGGUUUCCAUCCAGUCGAACCUGUUCUGGCGUGCGGCUUAGUUCGAGGAGGAUUGGUUUUCAUUCGCGGAACUGAUCACUCCACACCGUUUGAGAUUUGGGAGAUGGAACCCAAACAAUACCGAUAUGGAAGGACAAUUUUAUCCGUUCAAUGGAACGCUGAUGGAACUAAAGUGGCUGCUGGCUCCGAUGAUGGGACUGUCAUCGUUUGGUCUUAUCCAGGGGACAAAAAACAAGAAUUUCACAGAAAAGGACUAUCAAAUUUCCCAUUAAUUGUUUGGAAUCCAUUCAACCGAGAUGUGUUGGCUAGUUAUAACAACGCAGUGGACACUACACAUGUGAUGAUUGCCAAUUCAGCUACUGAAAAACCCCUCACCCAUACCAUCAAAUCCACUUUGUACUGUCAGACCGUGGGCUGGAUGUCACACAAUCAACUCGCCUGUGGUUACGACGAUGGGACGUUUGAAGUUCAUAAAAUAAAUUCACGUAACAGGCAAUUGAAAAGCAAAAUGGUCCAAAAAAACCUGCACGACCUGGGUGAUAAUGGUAAAGCUGGACAUGUCUGUGUCUCUUAUUCGAUUCCCUACCUUGAAAGCAAAAUACGAUCAUCAGUACACAGUAUCGCUAUGAACAAAGAAUUAAAUCUUUUGGCUUCAGGUGGAACAGACAAACGAGUCAAGAUUUGGUUUUUGGGCAGUAACGAUCCCACUCGCGCGUUGAACCUCGAUUCGACUUGUAAAAGUUUGGUAUGGAGUUCUGACAUCAAGGACGAAAAGACAAGAAAAACCUUUAUCGCAUGCGGAUUAGAAAAUGGAAGCAUUGUGAUUUGGUAUCCAUUUGAACGUGAAAAUCAGACACGGGAACUUUCAGGACAUGAUCAGAUCCAUCAAUUAUUACUUUCACCUGACGGGCGCUACCUUGCAUCAACUGAUUAUUUCAAGAAAGUGACUAUCUGGUCAACAAAGAGUUGGAAGAGCAUAUACAUUAUACCCUCAUCCGAGUUCAUGUAUCCAUACAUGAUGACGUGGGAUGCGGCCAGUUCCAAGUUAGGAAUUUCAGAGCGGAAAGGCCUGAGACAGUUCAAAGUGAUUGAAUACGUCGAUGCUGAAAAAUGCUGUGCCGGUUGCAAGAAAACUUCUCAAAAUCUGAAGCUAUGCGCCCGCUGCAACUCAAUCUUGUACUGUAGCAAGGAAUGCCAAUGUUCACACUGGCCCCAACACAAACUUGUUUGCAAUAAACAUGAAUAAGUUUGGCCGAAUUUCACAAGGAGAAGAUUGGAUCCGAUCAAGAAAAUUUCAGUGUGGACUUGGUAAAUGUCAUAAGUGGGUUGUAAUACAUUCAAACUUAGAAACUCCA